Colius striatus (speckled mousebird) is the source of this 1492-nucleotide messenger RNA. RefSeq names its product prostatic acid phosphatase. Bases 1 to 1266 code for a protein of 421 amino acids. Gene Ontology annotation, cellular component: lysosome; plasma membrane. Lineage: Eukaryota; Metazoa; Chordata; Aves; Coliiformes; Coliidae. Gene Ontology annotation, molecular function: acid phosphatase activity. Gene Ontology annotation, biological process: lysosome organization; dephosphorylation. The record is from RefSeq and is a predicted model, not a curated record. The transcript has 11 exons.
AUGGGAGUGAUACAGCUUCCCAGCCCACCUAGAAUCCUGUGUUUUUCUUUUCAUAUUCUCCUCAUCCUGCUUCAACAGACUACUGCAGAAAGAGAACUGAAGUUUGUGGUUGUAGUUUUCCGACAUGGUGACCGAACACCGAUUGUAAACUUUCCAACUGAUUUACACAAAGAAACUGAAUGGCCCCAGGGAUUUGGACAACUUACUAAGAUUGGAAUGCAGCAGCUAUUUGAACUUGGCCAGUACACGAAGGAAAGAUACUCCAACUUUCUGAAUAGGACAUACAGCCGACAAGAGUUUUACCUCCAAAGUACAGAUUAUGAUCGCACCAUUAUGAGUGCCCUGUCAUACCUUUCUGGCCUCUUUCCACCAAGCAGCAGUCAAAUUUGGAACCCUGGUCUUCUCUGGCAACCUAUUCCAGUUCAUAUUUUGCAAAAAUCAUCAAAACAGAAGCUGCAUUUUCCUCUACGUGACUGUCCCCGUUUUGAUGAGCUUCAGAAUGAAACACAAACAUCUCCUGAAUUUCAAAAUAGAAUACAGCCAUACAUGGAUUUUUUACAAACAAUGGCAGUUAACACAGGACUUGAACUAAAUCACCUUAAAAUGCUGGACAAUUUCCAGCUCUGGAAUACCUAUGAUACUCUACAUUGUGAGGAUAUUCACAAUUAUACUCUCCCUGUAUGGGCCACCAAAGAUGUAAUCAACAAGAUGGAAAAACUGGCAGAAUUGUCCUUGUUAUCUCUAUUUGGGCUCUAUAGAAGAGAAGAGAAAUCACGGCUACAAGGAGGUGUACUUCUGAAUACUAUUUUAAAUAGUAUUAAACAAGCUGCCAAUUCUUCAAAACAAGGAAAAAUGGAAGUCUACUCUGCACAUGACACCACAAUUGGGGCCCUGCAGAUUGCUCUCAAUAUUUUCAAUGGAAAACUGCCACCAUACGCUGCUUGCCAGUUUUUUGAACUCUACCAGGAAAGCAGUGGGCGAUAUAGCAUUGAAAUGCACUACCGGAACGACUCUUCAAAGGAUCCUUACGUACUCACUCUGCCAGGAUGCACCUCUUCGUGUCCACUUGAGAAGUUUGCUGAACUAGUUUCUCCUGUGAUUACAGAAAAUUGGUCAAAAGAAUGUGGGAAGCAAGAUAAAAUGAAAGACAUUUUUCUCGGAUUUGACGUUGCUGUUGGCUUGCUGUGCAUUUUUAACCUUGUACUGCUCUACCUCCUUUAUCAUUAUGGACGCUGUAGGCGCAGAAACAAUUACCAAGACAUUUAAAGGGGAGCUAAAGAAAUGAAGGAGAGAGCAGCUAGACAUCCAGCAAUCCUUCAAGUUGCUUACAUCUAUCAGGUUGCUCUGGCCAAAUAAAUCUCCAAAGCAUAUUCAACAAAUUCGAAGUGCUGAGGUAUCUGUGGCCUAGCUCCUAAAAGACUCAAUAUCUGCAGUGAGAAAUGCUGUAGAAAUACAUUAUCAUUGUUAAAAAUUUACUUUUGUAGGAAGAUGG